Molecule: messenger RNA, 1635 nt
Organism: Helicoverpa zea (corn earworm)
Lineage: Eukaryota; Metazoa; Arthropoda; Insecta; Lepidoptera; Noctuidae
Product: facilitated trehalose transporter Tret1-like
Exons: 3
Coding region: 1-1434 (477 amino acids)
Biological process (GO): transmembrane transport
Cellular component (GO): membrane
Molecular function (GO): transmembrane transporter activity
Source: RefSeq, a predicted model, not a curated record
AUGAAAUUUUCACCAUUUAUUAAGCAGAUGUACGUAGCGGCGGCAACACAAUUGGUAUCAGUAUCAAUGGGUGGAUCUCUUAUGUAUCCCUCCAUUCUACUGCAUCAGUUCCGAUCCGAAGAGUCCACUAUACGCACAGAGCUGGAUACGCUUACUUGGAUCGCUGCGAUGCAUGGAAUCUCAGGGUUAGGAGCGACGCUAAUGCCAACAAUAAUGCAAUUAAAAGGAAGAAAAUACACUUUCAUUGGAAGCAGCAUCCUUCUUCUCAUCGGAUGGAUUUUAGCAGCUGCAGCUACCAAUGUCUUUACCGUCCUUCUAUCAGCCGUAUUCCAUGGUCUAGCCAGCAACUGUAUAUCUAUAAUAAACUUGGUAACUGUUAGCGAAAUGAUUGCUCCAAAAUAUAGAUCUGCCUUAAUGUUUUCUCUGACCAUUGAACAAACUAUUGGUCAAGUCAUAGUUGCUAAUUUAGGAGCUGUUUUGGACUGGAAAACGGUAGCUAUGAUUAUGUGUGCUCCUUUAGUAAUCGCCUUAUUAAUGGCAAUAAUCUUUCCUGAAUCUCCAUCGUGGUUGGCUUUUAAAGGUAAAUUUGAAGAGACUGAAAAGUCUUUUAUCUGGUUGCGAGGUACUGAUGAUGAAGCUAAUAAAGAGUUGAAAGCAAUGAUUGCAGCUCAAAAGGAGGUAAAAAGACAAACUAAGAAGACGAGGCUACAAGAAAUGAUGCUAAAAUUGAAAGAAAAGGACUUGUAUAUACCAAGCUUAUACAUGCUUUUGAUACUAACGAACUUUUAUGGAUGUGGGAGCAUGUCAAUGUUCGUCUACACUAAAGAUUUUAUAGAAAUAGGUACUGGUAAUCCUGAGAUUGCUCUUACAGGUUACAUUAUUACUUCUUAUGUAUUGUUACUUGGAUCUUCAAUUUCUAUUGUUCUUAUAAAGUUUUUCAAUUCUAAAACUGUUUUAUCUACUGCAUUUGGGAGUAUUAUCUGUUUGAUAGGUUGUGCUGUGUCUCCGUAUUUGAAAAGUGCUGGAAUUAUUUCAAGUGAUUCUUUACUAUUCUUAUAUUUCUUCUUAGGGUUCAUGGGUCUUAAUAAUUCAGGUUUUAACCCUGUUACGUUUUCUUUAGCUAUUGAUUUGAUGCCUGUCAAGCACAGAGGUUUUGGUGGUGGAUUAUUUAAUAUUUUAACUUGCAUCCUGUUUGUUGCCACAGUCAAAACUGCUCCACAUAUCGUUCUAUGUAUAGGCUUAUCCUGGAUGUUUAUUUGUUUUGCUGUUAUUUCUACAAUUUGUACUAUUUUGAUUUGGAUAUACGUACCAGAAACUAAGAAUAGGACGUUGCAAGAGAUUGAAGAUUAUUAUAAUUAUGGUAGUUUUGUUAGACCUAGAGGUUUGGAAGAUAAUGAAGUUAAUUUACCAAUUGUUAAAGUUAAUGAGGAGUAGAUUUAUUCACUAGUCAGCAGAUUCAAUGGUACAGUCAUAAAGAAAAUAUAUAAAACUGAAGGGCGCUUCACACAGCAUAAUUAAGAUAUGUAGGUUAUAAAAUUUAAUCUUAAAAUACAUUAUCGCUCGCCAUAUGAUUCAGUGGACACACACGCGAGCAAGCGAGCGAUAUGCGAAUAUGUAGUGAGCAAUUUUUUAUCG